AUGAACUGUCAAAUUGUGUUGUCGAUAAGAGCAGUCGAACCUCAUUUCCCCACCGAACAUUUCCUAACCUUUAUACCGAAACUUGCUUACGUAAUAAUGUCUUCUUUCGCUCUCUCUAAUAUAAUUAACGGUCCAACAGAAGAAAUAACCGCGUCGGUUAAUAAUGAUAAUAACCAAAGCGAUCCCAACAUCAAUUCUCAUGGUAAUAGAGCCAGAACACGAAAUUACAUGUGUGAUACUUGUGGCAGAGGCUUCGGCCGUUUAGAACAUAAGAACCGUCACAUUAGAACUCACACAGGUGAGAAGCCACACAAAUGUAAUUGGAACGGGUGCGAAAAGAAAUUUUCGAGAUCCGACGAGUUAUCGAGACAUAAGAGAAUUCAUGAAAACGCGUUUAAGAGAAGAGACCGAAACAAAAAGACAAUCGCUUUGUCGUUUAGAAAUUUGACGGCUUACAUACAUAAUCAGUCACAAAAUGAGAAUAAUUCAAUAACCUACAUUUUCGCUGAAUCAACCACCAAACCCAACUCUUCAUGGCAAAAACCAUUUAAUUGCCCCACCGAAGGGUGCACCAAGUCAUUCUCACGUCAUGGUCAUCUUUCUAGACAUGUUCAGUCCUGCCAAUCAAACAAAAAGCGUAAAGAAACCUCGGAGAAAUCAAUCACACCACCAAGUUCAGAUGUAGAAUCCGCAGCAGUUUCACCAGAGUUGCGUCCUACAAAUCAACCAGAGCCCAUUUUUGUUACUCCGACACCUGUAUAUGCGAAACCCCAACCAGUGGAAUGUUCAAUGAGGUCAUAUCCUACCGUACCUGCUCAACUAUGGACACACCCGAAUUUGCAACCAACUUUGCAUCAUAGUCAUAGUAUCCGUGAAAUCAUGGAGUGUCCAUUAGAAAUCGGCGCCAAACGGACCCUUCCGCCACCAAUUUCGGAUGCUUAUAAUACAAUGGAGAAGAAAUUACCCUCUCUUUCUCUUUGGUAA
Messenger RNA from Funneliformis mosseae, 984 nucleotides. The record is from the annotation of a GenBank genome assembly. NCBI's taxonomy places the organism in Eukaryota, Fungi, Glomeromycota, Glomeromycetes, Glomerales, Glomeraceae.